Tripterygium wilfordii is the source of this 2786-nucleotide messenger RNA. Its product is annotated as receptor-like serine/threonine-protein kinase SD1-7. Bases 129 to 2612 code for a protein of 827 amino acids. Gene Ontology annotation, biological process: recognition of pollen; protein phosphorylation. NCBI's taxonomy places the organism in Eukaryota, Viridiplantae, Streptophyta, Magnoliopsida, Celastrales, Celastraceae. The transcript has 7 exons. The record is from RefSeq and is a predicted model, not a curated record. Gene Ontology annotation, molecular function: protein serine/threonine kinase activity; ATP binding.
UUCAAAUUUGUACAUGACUUUUCUCCUCUUCCUAUCAAACCAUACCUUGUCUUCAACAUGAAAGAGACCAAAGCAUCUUAACUAGAAAACCCGGAUCUCUUGAGAGAGGAAAAUCCCCUUAUUGAAGAAUGAUAGCCGAAAUAAAGCUGUUCAUCACUUUCUUCACCCUCAUCCCCUACAUAGUCAUUUCAACAGACACCUUAACGGCAACCCAGUCACUCACAAAUAACCAAACUCUUGUCUCUGCAAGUGGGGUUUUUGUUUUCGGAUUCUUCACACCAGGCAAUUCAAGGAAAUUGUACUUAGGUAUUUGGUAUAAAACCAUUCAAGUCAAGACAGUAGUUUGGGUUGCUAACAGAGAGAACCCGCUCACUAACCCUUCUGCAAUUCUCAAGAUCAACCACCAAGGGCUCCUCCUUGUUGAUGAAGCAGAGAAUCUCGUUUGGUCGUCAAAUAAAACCAAAAUCAAGGCUGAUAAUCCAGUUUUACAGUUGUUAGAUACAGCAAAUCUCGUUAUAAGAGAAGCAAACAACAACGAUGCAGAUGGGUAUUUAUGGCAGAGCUUUGAUUACCCAACUGAUACUCUGUUACCAUCAAUGAAGCUAGGUUGGGAUCUUAAUACCGGUUUGAACAGGUACUUAAGUUCAUGGAGAAGCAGUGAUGAUCCUGCCUCUGGUGAUUUCUCUUACAAGAUAAAUUAUCAUGGAUUCCCAGACGCUUUUUUUUACAAUAGAGAGGUUCGAAUAUUUCGAAGCGGGCCAUGGAAUGGUUUGAGAUUCACUAGUGGACCAGAAAAGAAUCCUCUUCCUUACAUACACUUCACUUUCGUCACUAAUCAAGAUGAGGUAUACUACACUUAUGAAAUAACAAAGAAGAGUUUGUUUUCAAGGUUAGUCAGUACUCCAUAUGGGGAAAUACAAAGAUUGACAUGGAUUGAAAGCAAGAAAGAAUGGUCAAAAUUCUGGUACGCACCCAAUGAUCAAUGCGACAAUUACAAUGAGUGUGGUCCAUAUGGCAUUUGUGAUUCAAAUUCUUCUCCAGUCUGUAAGUGUACAAGAGGGUUCGAGCCUAAGAACCCAACAGUGUGGAAUUUGAGAGAUGCGUCUGGUGGGUGUGUGAGGAAAACACAGUUGGAGUGUGUUAAAGAUAAGUUCUUGCGUAUGAAGAACAUGAAGUUGCCGGAGAGUAUUACUUCAUUUGUGGAUGCAAAUAUGAAUCUUAAGCAAUGUGAAGGUUUGUGUUCCAAGAAUUGUUCUUGUACAGCUUAUGCUAAUUCUAAUAUCACCAAUGGAGGCACAGGUUGUGUUAUUUGGACAAGUGAGCUCUUGGACAUGAGACAAAGAAAAGAUGGUCAAGAUCUCUAUGUUAGAUUGGCAUCUUCUGAUCUAGAUGAUGGAGGGAACAUACAUCUUCUGGUAAUUGGUGUUGGUGUUGUAGUUGGUAGUGGAAUUUUAGUAGUAGUGCUGAUUGGGUAUUUUGCAUGGAAGAGGAAGGCAUUGCCAAGUAUAUGCAAGGGAGAAACUGAUAAAAAAGGUGAAAGAAGCCGAGAUGUGCAAUUAAGUGAAGUAGUAAUCUUGAGUGAGAAUAAUGUUGAUUAUUUGGAACUGCCCUCAUUUGAUUUUGGUACCAUAGCAACGGCUACUAAUAACUUUGCUGAUGAAAAUAAACUGGGACAAGGUGGAUUUGGUAGUGUUUACAAGGGUAGGUUGAUAGAAGGUCAAGAUAUAGCGGUGAAGAGGCUGUCAAAGAUUUCUGGACAAGGAACGGAAGAAUUCAUGAAUGAGGUCAGGUUAAUAGCCAGGCUUCAACAUAGAAAUCUGGUUCGCUUGCUUGGUUGCUGCAUUGAGAUGGAUGAAAAUAUUUUGAUUUACGAGUACAUGGAGCACAGAAGCCUUGAUGCUAUUAUAUUCAGUCAAUCGAGGAGUGCCUUAUUGAAUUGGCCAAGGCGGUUCAACAUCAUAUGUGGGAUUGCUCGAGGACUUCUAUAUCUUCACCAGGAUUCCAGAUUCAGAAUCAUCCACAGGGAUCUCAAAACAAGCAAUGUUCUACUUGACGGAGAUAUGAACCCCAAAAUAUCAGAUUUUGGCUUGGCAAGAAUUUUCGGUGGAGAUCAAAUGGAAGCAAAAACCAGGCGAGUCAUUGGCACAUAUGGAUAUAUGUCUCCUGAGUAUGCAAUGAACGGUCUCUUCUCUGUGAAAUCUGAUGUUUUCAGCUUUGGUGUUCUCGUUUUGGAGAUCGUAAGUGGCAAGAAAAACACGGGGUUUUAUCAUUCAAACGGUGAACUAAAUCUUCUUGGACAUGCGUGGAGACUAUGGAGAGAAGGGACGGGACCGGAACUGAUAGAUCAAUCAGUGGGUGAAUCGUAUUCCCUGAAUGAAGUUCUAAGGUGCAUACAGGUUGCUCUGUUAUGUGUGCAAGAACGAACUGAAGACAGGCCAACCAUGUCAUCUGUGGUCUUGAUGUUGAGCAGUGAAACUGCAACUAUGCCACAGCCUAAAAAGCCCGGGUUCUGUCUUGGAACGGAUUAUAUUGAAUCCAGUUCAUUUUCAAUUAAGCAACAUGAAUCAUGUACCGUGAACCAAGUGACAGUCACAGCGUUUGAUCCUAGAUAGAGUAAGGUUAAUCCUUAUCCAUACAUCAACAUCCUUCAUGUAUCUCCGGUCCCAUGUCUCGGAACCCCUGCACCGCUUUCUCGGAUUAAGCUCAUGGAACAUUCAGAAUUGAAAACGGGAUAUGACUCCAAGAUGAACCCUUCUCCGAUUCGAAGACCAAGAUAGUUUGUUUCA